Messenger RNA from Aspergillus aculeatus ATCC 16872, 600 nucleotides. Its product is annotated as U2 snRNP complex subunit MSL1. The coding region runs from base 1 to 600 and encodes 199 amino acids. Gene Ontology annotation, biological process: mRNA splicing, via spliceosome. The transcript has 3 exons. Gene Ontology annotation, molecular function: pre-mRNA intronic binding; U12 snRNA binding. Gene Ontology annotation, cellular component: U12-type spliceosomal complex. NCBI's taxonomy places the organism in Eukaryota, Fungi, Ascomycota, Eurotiomycetes, Eurotiales, Aspergillaceae. The record is from RefSeq and is a predicted model, not a curated record.
AUGAGUACGAAAAUCAUACCUGCACGCGGCGGCGCUCAAAGUAAAUCGCCUUUGAGUGGCCUCCCUAAUCAAACUUUAUAUUGUACGAAUCUACCGGAUAAACUUCGGAAACAUGAUUUGCGACUGUCCCUCUACAUGCUUUUCUCCACAUACGGCACUGUUCUGGAUGUUGUCGCUAUGAAAACCGACAAAAUGCGUGGCCAGGCUCAUAUUGUGUUCAAGGAUGUCCAAGCUAGUACGCAAGCCAUGCGCGCUCUCCAGGGGUUCGAGUUCUUUGGCAAACAAAUGAAAAUUAUGUAUGCCAAAGGCACUUCAGACGUUAUCGCUAGACUUCGUGGAACCUAUAACCUGUCGGUCACUACCUCCGGUGGGCAAGCUGUGGCGGCGUCUACUGAGCUGCAAAAGUCAAUCUUUAGCGGACCUCCUGGGUCAGCAACACUGCCCACGAAACAUACUGGGGAGGUCAACGGGGAGGUCAACGGGGAGGAGCCGACAGCUCACGGGUUAAAAAGGCCGCGUGAGGAAGAAAGUGACGAAGAGGAUGCUCCCAUGGAUGAAGAUAGUGAUGUUCCUAUGGAAGCAUCCUCCGACGAAGACUAA